GGAGUUGCUCUGAUGGUGCUGUCGGAUUGAAUCGCUGUUUCAAUUCCUCCUCCAACCUUCCCAAACUCGUGGACCCACGAAUCGAGUCCAGGUUACCACGACAGCCUGUUCCUCGACCACGGAACAGGGCGUGCCCGCGCCUUCCCCAGCCUGUUUCUCCCCCAUUCCACCCAAUUACCAUUAUGGAGCAUAUCCUCACGCCCAAAGUUGAAAACGUGAAAUUGGUGGACAAAUUCAACGCCAAGGCCUCGCCCUUGGGCACGCUCUAUUUGACCACGACCCAUCUCAUAUUCGUGUCCAAUGCUUCGGCCUCGGCCCCAAUGGCAGCACCGCCACCUGAACCUCCCAAUCCGAUGGGCGAAGGCGCGGGCGCCAGUGGUGGAGGCGGGGCCACAAAUUUAGGGGGCUUUGUCCAUGGCGGGGCCAAGAAAGAGUUAUGGAUCCUGCACACCCUCAUGCACACCGUGGAAAAGCCUCUCCUGACCACUUCGGGCACACAACUCAGGAUCUUGUGUAGUCACUUUCAAAGUGCGUCAUUCAUCAUUCAGCGGGAUCGGGAUGCCCAUGAUGUGUAUCUGUCUUUGAUGGCCUUGUCCAAGCCCAAAGAGUUCAAGGACCUCUAUUGUUUCACGUACAACCCGACUGGCCAAGUUCAAAAAUCCACCGGAUGGUUCUUUCACGAUUUGGACGCAGAAUAUCAGCGAAUGGGCGUGCCUAAUGAGAAUUGGACCCUGUGCUCGAUGAAUGAUCAACAUCGGUUAUGUCCCACCUACCCUCAAAAGAUAUUCAUCCCGAUUUUGGCCUCCCAAGCCAUCAUCGAAGGCAGUUCACGCUUUCGAAGCAAAGGCCGACUCCCCGUGUUGACCUACCUACACAAGAAUAAUGCUGCCAUAGUACGAUGUGCCCAACCAUUGGUGGGCAUCAGUGGCGUCCGCAGUAGCUACGAUGAGAAAUACGUCGAGUGCUUGCGCAAGGCCACACCCCGUUCGCCAUUUAUCUAUGUGAUUGACACCCGGCCAGCCAUGAACGCCAUGGCCAAUCGGGCCGGAGGCAAAGGCUACGAGAACGAGAAGUAUUACGAAAAUAUCAAUUUCUCCUUCAAAGGCAUCGAAAACAUUCACAAGAUGAGGUCCAGUUUGAAGGCCAUGAUGACCUCAGUAGCCAAUGCCACCACCAUGGAGGGUUUCAUGAGUGAGCUGGCCAACAGUAGUUGGCUGAAGCACGUGAAAGCCGUACUCGACGCCUCAGUCGCCAUCAAAAAUUGCAUUUUGGAGGGGAAAUCCGUGAUUGUCCAUUGCUCGGAUGGCUGGGACCGAACAUCGCAAACGUGCGCACUGGCCUGCCUUAUGUUGGAUGGGUAUUAUCGAACAUUCCAGGGCUUUCAAGCCCUUAUCGAGAAGGACUGGCUCGCUUUCGGGCACAAGUUCACGGACAGAUGCGGGCAUCUAGAUGGUGAUCCCAAUGAGGUGUCGCCCAAUUUUACUCAGUUCUUGGAUGCCGUUUGGCAGUUGACCCAGCUCUCGCCCCAGUUAUUCCAGUUCAACGAACGAUACUUAAUCACUAUCCAUGAACACGUCUACUCUUGCCAGUACGGAACCUUCAUUGGCAAUAGCGAACGUGAGCGAGAGCUCUUGGGGUUGCGAGAAAAGACCUACUCAUUGUGGGGCUAUCUCACGGCGAACUAUGAUGACUACACUAAUCCUCUCUACGAACGAAGCACUCAAAUGGAAGUGAUGCGCCCCACCACGGCCCCACAAAACAUCAAAUUCUGGAGCGGGCUGUUUUGCCGCUUCGAGAGCGGGGCUCAUACCCGCGAGCCUAUUAUAGAUCUUUUGUCAGUGACACAAAAUCACACGACCUCACUGGAAGACCAUGGCCGACAGUUGAGCAAGACCAUUGGUCAGAUGACAUCUCUGAUUGCCAAUGCCAAAGCCACGGGUGCCAUGCGCCGCAUGCUUCCUACCUCACCGUCCAACAAACCCUCGGUCACGGAGUCUGAGACGUCGUUGACCAGUAGUUCUUCCUCGAGCACGAUUUCCCACCCACUUCAGAUGUCGAGCAAUGCGGCCAAUGCCGAUUUUGAGCACAUGGAGAAGAAGUUCACCGAUUUGAAAGCAUCCAUCAUGGAGCAAUGCCAAUCGAGUAAGCAAAGAUUUCUAGGAUUUUUGUCUUUGAAACUACCGCAGAGUAUUGCUGGUCUGCACUCAACAACACCCUCUAAAGUUACUCCUCCCAUUUCCAAGGAGAAAGCCAUCAAGAAUGAUUCAUCUCAACGGGCAACCUCAAGCUCGCCUCAAUUCAUCCCCAUGUCCGAGGCCGAGUUCAAUUCUGAUGUUGUGCUCUCCAAGGAGCUUCUCGAGGCCGAGAUCGAUUCCGUUGCCGUGGACUGGAAAUCGCUCAGGUCGUCGUUGACUUGUCCGUGUGGAUUCCGUUUGGAUGACAAUGCCACAACGAAGAUUCAUUGCCGCCGGUGUGGUUGCGUAUUCUGCAAGCGGUGCAUCCACAGAAAAGUGCCGCUCCCCGGUCAUUUGAGCAAGAAACCCAUGCCUUUGUGCAGCACAUGUUGUAAGCUCAUCGAUUAUCCCACCCCCGAUUCGGAUGACGAGCCGGACGAGAUGAAUGCCUUGGACGCAUUUGAAGAAUUAAAUUCCAUGACCUAAGACCGAUGACCGAGAUAUCAGGCGCUAUAUUUGAAGCUGAAUACAUGUUCAUGUUACUGCCGU
Tigriopus californicus is the source of this 2723-nucleotide messenger RNA. RefSeq names its product myotubularin-related protein 6-like (gene Mtmr6). Gene Ontology annotation, biological process: dephosphorylation. The record is from RefSeq and is a predicted model, not a curated record. Lineage: Eukaryota; Metazoa; Arthropoda; Copepoda; Harpacticoida; Harpacticidae. Gene Ontology annotation, molecular function: metal ion binding; phosphatase activity. The transcript has 4 exons. The coding region runs from base 183 to 2660 and encodes 825 amino acids.